AGAGUAGACAAGAGAGACCUUUGGAAGGGAACGGAGGACGGCCCACGGCGGAUAGGCGGAGCAGCAGACAUGCGCUGAGCUGGCAGACCCGGGGCUGGUCCGAGAAGUAGCGAAGAGGGGAAGAGGGGCGCGGGUGCUGUCUGCGUCCAGGCGGCCGCAGGGAAACUACCGUACGAUUCGCCUCUCAUUCAUGGCGAAGAGGAUAGACGCGGAGAAUAAAGCAAAGGGCAACAAACUAAUAAAGAAGACACUGCAUUCUGGGAAAGAAGCAAAGAAGGGACCCCCUUUCGCCAUCUCCCAGCGCUUUCCCUCCCACCUCCCGAGACGACCACCCAUUGAAAAGGCACUUGACCAGCGUCGCCUAUAAGCGAUGCACAUUGAAUGGAAGACCUCGACAACCUUUUGUGAAAAAAAAAACAAACAUUGUUUUUAAUUUUUCUAUUUCUUACAUAUAUUGCUAUUAUAUACACUAAACUGGUGUUUUCUUACGCGCACACGAUCAAGUUUAUUUUACAAAUGGGCGCUUGGAGGCAUGAUUUUUUCUAAUUAUUGGAGGCGGACAUCAGUUAUUUGCACUGUUCAAUAACAGGGACUAUUUUCAACGUCUAAUCGCUUUUUUAUGUUGCUACAGAUUUCUUUUAUAGUACAUCGACAAUGCUCCGCAAAUCGGCUGCUUAACUCGACGUUUGAAUCGCGGGUGCGCGUUUUUCCGUCCGUCUGUCAUCUCAAAAAUAAUACGGCGCACAAAACAGAGAAGUAUCGUCGGCAGCGACAGCGAUCCGUCUUUGAAGUGAAUGGAAAGUUACACACCGAGGAGGGAGAAAGUAGAAGCGAUACUCCGAGCACAUCCAGAAAAGACGGGCUUUCUCCAAAGGAGGAAGGCGGUACCUGGGCGUCGUGUCUGGCUGAGCACCUCUGUGAUUGGCUGUCUGUGCAGGAGGAGGGCGGUACCUGGGCCUCGUCGCCUGGGCCCUGGGCCGCAGCCAUGCUGUCCGUGGACGAGCCACUGGACCUGAAGAUUCCCAGAAGGGGCAACGGGCAUGAUGGGGGCAGGAGCACUCCCAGCAUCUAUGCCCCCUCCAUCUCCGCACCACUUAGCGCCUCUCGCUUCCGGCGGUACCACACUGCUGAUGACGGCACCUCGGUCAUCGUGCCCACAUCCCCGGCAUCCCCGGCCUCUCCACCCACAGGUAACAGGUAUCUGACACGCAAGUGUCCAGUUUAUCACCCGCCCCGCCCUUCUCCGCCAGCAGGGGUCCCUCAAGAGAAGCUGGAACCGCACACCCCCCCUGCCAUCGACCUCAGCGUGUCUCCCUCCUCCCUGCACACCCCCUCCCCGCCGGAUCUAUCCAUCUGCAGUGGGGCCACCUCGCUCUUCUCCAGGGACUCCGCCUACAUUCGCUACUUAGAAGGCGGGACCUCCCCUCAGGCAUUCCAGUUCUUCCUGCCGGUCGGCGCUGGGGGCGGGUUCCACCUGCCAUCCUCCGUGUUCAUUGGCCAGCCCAAGGAGACGAGCGCCUCCCCCGAGCUCUCUGCGGAUGAACAGCUUGCCUGUCGUUGGACGAAGUGCCACCUGCUCUUCGACUCCCUUCAGGACCUGGUGGACCAUGUCAAUGAUUUCCACGUCAAGCCUGAAAAGAAUUCUGGGUACUGCUGCCACUGGGAAGGCUGUGCCCGCAAAGGGCGGGGCUUCAAUGCCAGGUACAAGAUGCUGAUCCACAUCCGCACCCACACCAACGAGAAGCCUCACCGCUGCCCCACCUGCAACAAGAGCUUCUCCCGCCUGGAGAACCUCAAGAUCCACAACCGCUCCCACACAGGAGAGAAGCCCUACAUUUGCCCGUAUGAGGGCUGCGACAAGCGUUACUCCAACUCGAGUGACCGCUUCAAGCACACGCGCACGCACUACGUGGACAAGCCCUACUACUGCAAGAUGGCCGGCUGCCUGAAGCGCUACACGGACCCCAGCUCCCUGCGUAAGCACAUCAAAGCCCACGGGCACUUUGUGGCCCCAGAGCCAGCCCCACGUGGCAGUGUGGGAGCCCUGCUCAAGGGGGCGGAGCUACCUUAUGUGGGCGGGGCCCACAUCGUCAUCCCAGGUGCUGGUGCUGCCCUCCUGCCUGGCCUGGCCGGCUCACUACCCUUUUCUGCUCUCGGGUCCCAGGGAGUGGACCCAAGCUCGCUGCCCCCCUCCCGCUCUGGGCUAGCCAGGGCCCCCAUUUUCUCCAUCAGUAGCGGCUCCCUGGGCUUGGGCAAGUCACCUCUCCUGUCUCCGGCCUUCUCCGCUCUAGGCCUUCCCAUGGGGGCGGAGCUUGGCUUGAGGGGGAGGGGCCACAUACGAGCUAGGUGGGGCAGUGUCAGGGAAGAGAGGAGCGAGGAAGAGGAGGAGGAGGAUGCCGAAGGGUCCGAGGAUCUUCCAGGUGCCGUGCUCAACCUCUCCACUGGGGGCAGCCAUGACCCCCUGUCUUGGGUGGUCAUCCCACCAGGCACGGUGAAGCUCAAACCGACCGUGGUUAACUGACCCAGAGUGCUGGGGAAGAGUGGGGCCAGGCAGUGGGGUGGGCCUUUGGGGGCAGGAUCAUUUAGGGAACAUGGCAUGAGGUUCGAAGCAGAACCACACAGUUUUUGAGAAAAACCAGUCCAAUCAUUCCUGAACUGACCAAAGACAAGAGCAGUGGACCAGCUCAUCUGGGGUGAGCACACAUACCUCUACUCCCAUCAGGUGUGGGAAUCCAUAAGUGAUACCAGUAGGAAUGCAGCGUGCCAUAAUGCUGUAGGCAGAAUUUCCGCUCCACACCUCCGGCAGUCAUACAGACACACACACACACACACACACACACACACACACACACACACACACACACACACACACACACACACACACACAUAGGUUUGUAUUCAUAUCUUUGUGGGGACUCUCCAUUCAUUUCUGUGGGCACAACCCUAAUCCAAACAAUGACGACCUUAACCCCCACCCAGCCCUAACCUUACCCAUAAAUAACCAAACAAGACACAAGGCUCGUGGCAUUUUUAAUUUGCUGAUCACAUUCAAAGAUUUUUAUAAAAAUGGGUUUCUGAAAAUAUGUCUCCACAAGGUCAAAGUAAUAGGUUUCAUCACAUUGUGUACAUAUUAAUAUAUACUUUAUUGAUCCCUGUGGGGGAGUUUUCUUUAGGCCUCCCGCUCUCUGUAGGGGAGAGCAUGCUGGCAGUAAAGGGCUGCCACCUGUUGGGGCGCCCAGGGAGGGGGGGUUAAGGGCCUUGCUGAAGGACCUGUAGACAUGCUGAGGCGGGGCUUGAACCGAUGACCUUCCGAUUACAGCCACAGAGGGUUAGGUCACUGAGACACACACUGCUCCCAUGCGUUAUAUGCAUUAUUUCUCUCUCUCACAUUCUCACACACACACACACACACACGCACACACACACACACACACACACACACCUCUCUUACCUACCAAACGCCUGAUGUAACUAUGGCACUGACACAGCGGCAGUCCAGGUUUUUCCAUCUUACAUUUUUCUCCAGCAGUUCUUGAAGCGUCAGUGUGGUGGCUUCAGAUCCCAGUUUGCUGGGUGGAACUGGGGAGUCAAAGAUCUGUCUUGCUGUGGGGGUGUCCCGUCUUCUUCUUUUCCAAGUGUGGGUUACAGACAUCAGUAAAGUUAAAAGACAAGCCCAGGCUUUCCUGGCUGGUGGGGCAGAAAAGCAUCUACCUAAACCAGGCAGCAGGGCGGCGACAUUGAGCAUGGAUCAACACUGAUCUGACGACAUGUCUCAGGCCCACAGGCAGAAAAAGACAGAAACAGGGACACUCCCGUAAUUCUUUUAGUUUUCACAAUAAUCUCCACCACCAGUAACAGUUGUCCCAUUAAAAAAAAAGACUCCUUAAUGAGAUGAGCAGAUCUGUUUUGUAAUACAGAAGGCUACAUCUGCUGGCCAGCGGUUUUGACAGGGGGUUGUUAAAGAGCAUGUGCAGGCCAAGUCUGACAUUCAACAGUUUUAACUGUCAUUAUGUAUUGAUUUACAUUUGAAGCUAUCCGUCGCCCCCUGCUGGACUCAUGAUGCAUUGCACCCUGCUCACCUGUAUGGACCAAGCCUAGAACAUUAGCAAAUGUUUACUGGGAUAUUUGAGUUUAUUUUAAUGAGAAAUGUAGUUCUGUGGAUACGUAAAAGAGCCUUUUUAUAAACCAGGAAUUGGUGCUUAUAAAAGAUCAAUUAGAAGCCCCCCUGCUGUACCUGAGAUGUUUUAGUUACUUAUUCAGCUGUAUAAACUUUGAUAAAUGUCCCAGAAAAGCGACACGCUAAAUGACAAAACUGACUUACACUAGUAAAAGUGAGUGAAAUACAAUAAGGACACAUGUUGUGACAAAGCAUCACUGAUCAGUUCUUUGAAAGGCUCGUUUUGUGUCAUAGCAGCUAGCAUAGCAUAGUGGGUGUUUUACCUGUUGAAUCCAGCAGGGGGUGCACGUGCCCUGUUCCCCGACUCCUGCCAGCGCCGAUGUAAAAUAGUACAUUACGUGCACGUGACAUGAUGUGAGAAACUGCACUCGUCCAAGACAUUCCUGCGCACAUGCUCCUCUGUCUGAUCGACUGUGCUGUGAUCGUCGAGAACGGUAAUAAUAAUCGUUGUUAUUCAUUUCCUAGUUAGACGAGACAUUGCUUUGUUUUCUUUGUUUUGAUCGUUUGUGAUCGCUGCUCUGCUUUGGACCGGCCCCUCGGAGAGAGGCGGGUGUGGGGGCUCUCUGCCCGGGGCAGGUCCACGUCGACACGGACCCGAUGCGGGGUCCACACCUUUCAAUACGAAAUAAGCUGUUUAGACGUACACAUUACCCUUAUGACAUUUUGAGGGAACCUCGAAGCACUUUGCAUGGAUGUGGAGCGAACUGGCCCGCGAUCUGUUAAACCCAAGUAAUCAGAGAAUUAAAAAAAUAAAUCCAUAAAUAAACCAUCAGUACACUAAAUAUUUGUGGACAUAAAACUAAGGGCCAUUUACGAAGAAAACAUUGUAUAUGAAACAUCCAUCUAAAUUCCCUAGUGUAUGUAAAAUACUCCCCAGCCUAAUAAAGCUAUUGUGUAUAAUAAUGUAACUGCGACCUGAUAAAAUGACGUGUGGCUCCCAGCCAUGCAUUUAGCUAUUGUGAGGUACUUUCGGAUUAUGCUGAACUGCUUGUAUUCCCAUGCUGUAGGAUACUGUCAGAUCACAGUACCCUCUUCCUUGCCCAAGAUGAAAUCGCUCCCUUCUUGCAAGGGGAUGUCAUGGUACAAAGAUACCAACAUCAGCCGGAGGAAUCAUUCAGACAUCCUCCCCACCAACCCUGAAUAUGAGUAUUACAAUCUGGCUAUUAAAAGGGUUUCCGGAGUCGCUGGGGAGGGAUGUCAGCUAGUAUGGGGUGUCAGUGUACAGAGGGUUAUUGUUUGACGAGGGCCAAACAAGGCCAAUAUCUUGAUUUAUUUUUUUUUGCACAUUAAAAUAUUUUAAUAUCAGUAUUUUAAAUGGUUCUAAGUGCCUUCUAUUAUAAGUGAAAAAAAAAACAGACGAACUACGGUGUAUGAAAUGACUAUAUAAAUAUAUAAAUAUAUGUAUAUUUUCCCAGCUCCACGUUCUGAGGCAGGAUGUGUAGAAAUGUUGAGUCUCCACUUGGUACCAUAUAGCUCUGUGAUCCUGUUUUAGGGGACGUAUAUGACCUCGACGAUGGUGUGUGACGAUGAUGAUGAUGUCAGUAAAAAAAUGAAUAAAGAUGAAUUUGAUACUU
Messenger RNA from Brienomyrus brachyistius, 5751 nucleotides. RefSeq names its product zinc finger protein GLIS2-like. Gene Ontology annotation, cellular component: nucleus. The transcript has 7 exons. Gene Ontology annotation, molecular function: DNA-binding transcription factor activity, RNA polymerase II-specific; RNA polymerase II cis-regulatory region sequence-specific DNA binding. The coding region runs from base 620 to 2521 and encodes 633 amino acids. NCBI's taxonomy places the organism in Eukaryota, Metazoa, Chordata, Actinopteri, Osteoglossiformes, Mormyridae. The record is from RefSeq and is a predicted model, not a curated record. Gene Ontology annotation, biological process: smoothened signaling pathway; regulation of transcription by RNA polymerase II.